CACCUUGUCUACUUACCUCAUCUCAUCUCACACCAAAAACAACCAAUCCAAAGUUCCAAACCACCACGACGACGACGAGCUAGUUGUUAGCUACACCGAUUUGGUGCCAGCGACAAGAGAAGAUUUUUUGGAUUGAGGUGAUGGGGGUGCUCUUCUCGUGCCCGGUGGACGAUGAGACCGCGGCGGUGGAGGACGCCGCUCCGGUGGCGGAGCAGGCGGUGCUGAAGGCGUCGCUGGGCUCCGGGGGGAGGCUGCGGAUCGAGGGGUCGCUGAGCUUCAAGACGAGGGAGCAGCAGAGUCUCCAGGUGGAGACCAAGAUCCCCGCCGUCACCUCGCCGCGCGCCGCGCCGGCGCCGAUGCCGAGGGAGCUCCUCCGCACGCGCUUCGCUGAUGCCGCCGCCGCCGCCGCGCCGGAGAGCCCCAAGCACGAGGCCGCGGCGGUGACGCUGCAGAAGGUGUACAAGAGCUUCCGCACCCGCCGCCGCCUCGCCGACUGCGCCGUCCUCGUCGAGCAGAGCUGGUGGAAGCUGCUGGAUUUCGCGCUGCUGAAGAGGAGCUCGGUGUCCUUCUUUGACAUCGAGAAGCAAGAAUCCGCGGUGUCCAAGUGGGCAAGGGCAAGAACACGAGCAGCCAAGGUUGGAAAGGGGUUGUCCAAGGAUGAUAAGGCUCAGAAACUCGCAUUGCAGCACUGGCUUGAAGCUAUUGACCCGAGGCACCGGUAUGGACAUAAUCUUCACUACUACUAUGACUGCUGGCUGCAGUGCGAAAGCAAGGAGCCAUUCUUCUACUGGCUUGAUGUUGGAGAAGGCAAGGAGAUUAAUCUUGAAGACCGGUGCCCGAGAUGGAAGCUUCUAAGCCAGUGCAUCAAAUACCUUGGUCCCCAAGAAAGAGAAGACUACGAGGUUGUGAUUGAGGAUGGCAAGUUCAUGUACAAGAACAGCCGGGAAAUCCUUGACACAUCUGGAGGGCCAAGAGAUGACAAAUGGAUCUUUGUUCUGAGCACAUCCAAGAAUCUGUAUGUUGGUCAGAAGAAAAAGGGCAAAUUUCAGCAUUCCAGCUUCCUCGCUGGCGGCGCAACGUCUGCUGCUGGCCGACUAGUUGUCGAAGAUGGAACACUGAAGGCAAUCUGGCCUCACAGCGGGCACUACCGCCCGACAGAGGAGAACUUCCAGGAGUUCCAGGGCUUCCUCAAGGACAACAAUGUCGACCUCACUGAUGUCAAGAUGAGCCCAACUGAAGAGGAUGAGGAGUUCUGGAGCAGGCUGAGGAGUAUCCCUUCUGACCGGUGCGCCGAUGCCGCUGACAACACUGAAGAAGAGAUGAACUCUUCUGAACAAACUGUCAAUUGCCAAACGCCUGAAGCCACUGAAACCCCAACUGAAGAGAUCUCAUCACAACACAUCCAAGAAACAAUCAACAAUCCUAGCACAACUCUGCCAAGGGUGGCUUCAUCAGAAGGCCCCGCGACAUCGAAUGCCGGCGACAACGGCUCGUCUGAAGAAGGAGGAGAAGAUCAUCAUCGUCAGGAAGAGGGCGAUGAGCCAUCAUCGCCGUCGUCGUCGUCGUCUGUGCCGAGGGAGAAGAUCCUUGAGAGGAUCAACUCCAAGAAGGAGGCCAAGUCGUACCAGCUGGGGAAGCAGCUGUCGUUCAAGUGGACCACCGGCGCCGGGCCACGGAUCGUGUGCGUCAGGGACUACCCGUCGGAGCUGCAGCUCCGGGCGCUGGAGCAGGUGCACCUGUCGCCGAGGAGCGCCGCCGCCGCCGCCGGCGGCAGGCCGUCGUCCCGGUUCGCGUCGCCGCAGAGGUCAAGCAGCCCGAUGGCGAGAGGGUGCAGCGAGCCAUUGACGCCGAGAGAGGCAUUCCGCUCGCAUCUGCAGCAGGGAGUGCUGAUCAGGUGAACUGAUCAUCGCUGGAUGGGGAGUGGAAAAUUGUGAUGAUACAAUUCACCUGUUCUUUGCCUUGAACAGGGUGAUGAUACAAAUUGUGCAUAGAAAGAAUAAGGGGUGGGGGUAAAGAAAAUCCUACCCAUGUAGAUCUUGUAGUAGAGUCUCAAAAAAGAGAUCUUGUAGCAAGAGUGAUAUACACAAAUCAAAGCAAAUCAAUACAAAUUCUUUCAUUCUUUGUUCUUAAA
Molecule: messenger RNA, 2131 nt
Organism: Oryza sativa Japonica Group (Japanese rice)
Lineage: Eukaryota; Viridiplantae; Streptophyta; Magnoliopsida; Poales; Poaceae
Product: IQ domain-containing protein IQM2
Source: RefSeq, a predicted model, not a curated record